GAGCUGUGGCGGGGCGGGGUGGCGCCCGGCGGCGGGGCCGGGGCUUGCGGGAGGGCGAGUGCGGCGGGGCCCGAGCCCCGCGCGGGUUGGCGGCGGCGGCGGCAGCGGCGGCAUGGCGGCCGAGGGGAAGGUGACGAGCCAGAGCCAGGAGCAGUUCCUGCUGUUGGCCAAGGCGGCCCGCGGCGCCGCCCUCGCCAGCCUCAUCCACCAGGUGCUGGAGGCCCCGGGUAUCUACGUCUUCGGGGAGCUGCUGGACAUGCCCGCCGUCCGGGAGCUGGCAGACAGCGAGUUCUCCCCCGUCUUUCGCCUCCUGACCAUCUUCGCCUACGGAACCUACGCGGACUAUCUGGCUGAAGCAGCGAACCUCCCGCCCUUGACAGAAGCUCAGAAGAACAAGCUGAGGCACCUGUCAGUCGUCACUCUGGCUGCCAAGAUCAAGUGCAUCCCCUACUCAGUGCUGCUGGAGCAGUUGCAGCUGAAGAAUGUCCGGCAACUGGAGGACCUCGUGAUUGAGGCUGUGUAUGCAGAUGUGCUGCGAGGGAGCUUGGAUCAGCGGAACCAGCGCCUGGAGGUGGACUACAGCAUUGGGAGGGACAUCCGGAGAGAGGAGCUUGGCACCAUCACCCGCACACUGCAGGAGUGGUGCCAGGGCUGUGAGGUUGUCUUGUCGGGCAUCGAAGAACAGGUUAGCAGGGCCAACCAACAUAAGGAACAACAGCUGGCACUUAAGCAGCAGAUAGAGAGUGAGGUGGCAAACCUGAAGAAAACCAUUAAAGUGACAACAGCAGCAGCUGCAGCAGCCACGUCCCAAGACCCGGAACAGCACCUAACAGAGCUCAGGGAGCCAGCCCCUGGCACCAACCAGCGCCAGGCGAGCAAGAAACCUUCCAAAGCCAAAGGGCUCCGGGGCAGUGCGAAGAUUUGGUCUAAAUAGAACUAGUUGGAUCUCCCUUCAAAACUGGGAGGGUGAGAGGAAGAGGUUUGGGGGAUGGAAGGGUAGCCAGGGUCCCAAGUGUGAUGCUUCCAAGUUUUUCUCUGUGAUCCAUCUUGCCAGCUAAUUCUUCUCUGUGUGUGUUCUCUUUCUUACCUCCUUUACCAACUUUCCAGGCAGUGCCUCCCCCCUCCUCAUUACAGCAUUUCACACUCGAAGCUUCUCCCAGUUGUAUGCUCUUUCCCUUACCCCUCAAAUCCACACCACCAUGGCCAUCUGUUUCUCCCUGCCUUUCGACAGGUCAAUUUAAAGAGCUGUCAAACUAUGUUGGUUACAUUUGCACCUGCAGGGCAUCACAGGAGCCUGGAAAGAGUGCGCUGGUGCUUAGCAAUCAUUUUGGCUCUAUGAGACCCUGGGAUACUUUGCUCCAGGAUGCAGCUGCCAUCUUUGAUUGUUUAAUCUGUUUUACUAGGUGGGAGGGGUAGUUUUUGAAGGGAUUCUUUUAAAAAUGUAUAAAUAUAUUAUAAAUAUAUAUUAAACAAUAAAAAUACAGAUCUAUGGACA
This is a messenger RNA of Calypte anna (Anna's hummingbird), 1495 nucleotides long. RefSeq names its product COP9 signalosome subunit 7A (gene COPS7A). Gene Ontology annotation, cellular component: COP9 signalosome. The record is from RefSeq and is a predicted model, not a curated record. Bases 113 to 934 code for a protein of 273 amino acids. Gene Ontology annotation, biological process: COP9 signalosome assembly. Lineage: Eukaryota; Metazoa; Chordata; Aves; Apodiformes; Trochilidae. The transcript is spliced from 7 exons.